Messenger RNA from Amphibalanus amphitrite, 5828 nucleotides. RefSeq lists its product as uncharacterized. The coding region runs from base 167 to 5407 and encodes 1746 amino acids. Gene Ontology annotation, cellular component: plasma membrane; actin cytoskeleton. The transcript is spliced from 27 exons. Gene Ontology annotation, molecular function: actin filament binding. The record is from RefSeq and is a predicted model, not a curated record. Gene Ontology annotation, biological process: actin filament bundle assembly. Lineage: Eukaryota; Metazoa; Arthropoda; Thecostraca; Balanomorpha; Balanidae.
GCGCGAGGGGCGGACGUGUGCGCUCUCCCUGUCUGUGGAGUGAGUGGCGAGAGUGAUCGGAGUGGACAGAGUGUGAACAGUGCCGGUGGAUCGAGACAGAGUGGUGGACGGUGGGGAGUGGGGAGGAUUUCAGAAGAGUAGAUAAGCGGUGAGAAAGAGCUGCACGAUGGAUCGGUCGGACGGGCCGUCCUCGUCGGUGGGCGCUGACGGCGCGCUGCUGACGCCGCCUCUCAGCUCAGACACCAGCCUGCAGGAGCUGAUUGAGGCUGAGCUGCGCACCCGGCGCGCCACAGAGCCGGAGCACACCGAGCACACCGAGCACACCGAGCACAUGGAGUUCUCUGAGCACACCGAGCCGGCUGUGGUGUCCGGACUGAAGGCCCGUCUCACCGCCGACCAGCCGGAGAGUCUGCUGUUUGAGACGAACGGAGGGGAAGUGUCGGAUGAAGAGGGGGACCAUGAAGUGACCCGGGUCACUGAGGUCAGCCGACAGACGGCCGGAGAGGCAGCCAAGAGCCGACUGACGACACAGGUCACCAAGGUCACCGGAGAGGCGUCCGAGGUCACCACUGAGGUCACGGAGCAGCUGACUCAGCAGAUGUCGGAGCAGAGCUCCGAGCACCUGGUGGAGGAGUUCACUCAGCAAACUACACAGCAAGUGUCUAAGGAUGCGUCGGAAUACGCGAGCGAGCAAGUCACCAGACAGGUCACCGAGCAGGUCACCGAGAAGGUCUCUGAGCAGGUCACCGAGCAGGUCACCGAGCAGGUCUCGCAACAGGUCACCGAACAGGCCUCGCAACAGGUUACUGAGCGGGUCACUGAGCAGGCCUCUCAACAGGUCACCGAGCAGGUCACCGAGCAGGCCUCUCAACAGGUCACCGAGCAGGUCACCAGUCAGACGACCAGCCAGGUGACUGAGCUGGUCACAGAGCACAUGUCCGAGGCCCGGGAGGUGUCUCGCAGCUCUUCCGAGACAUCUGAGAAGCUGAUAGAGGCGUCGAGCCGCUCGUCUAUGGCAUCCGAGGAACUCCGAGAGGUCAGGGAGGUGUCUCGCAGCUCGUCUGAGGUCUCAGGGGAGCUCAGGGAGGUAUCGCGCCGUUCGUCUGCCGCCUCGGAGGAGCACAAAGAGAUCAGAGAGGUAACACGCCGCUCGUCUGAGACAUCUGGAGAGCUCCAGGAGGUCAAAGAAGUGUCUCGCCGCUCGUCUGAUAUCUCCGAGGAGCUACCUGUCGAGCCUGCCGCCGCCGACGCCGCCCCGUCUGUCGACACUGCCGACACAGCCUCCGUGCACAGCAGCGGCAGCAGCCGGCGCUCCUCGGCCGUCUCCGAUCGGGCCGGGUCGCCGCUGCCGAGCGGUCGGGACGAGCCGGGUCUGACCGGCGCUGGGGAGGAGAUGAGCUCACCUCCGCCGGUGGAGGAGGAGGUGGUGGAGGAGGAUCAGGUGGAGGGGGAGGAGAAGAGGGAGGUACUGGCUGAGCUGGAGGGGCUGGAGGGUAAGCCGCAGGCCGUGAAGACGGUGGAGACUGAGGAACCGCCAGCUCCCGGCACUGGGGAUAGCGAGCCCCUCCGCAGCCGUUCUCCGUCCGAGCAAGGUGAUCGCCUCAGUGACCGAGCCAGCAGCCCGCCGGCUCCGGAGAGCACUGAGCUGCCGGCGACGGACGAUCCCGUCACUGUGACAGCUGAUAAUGACGUCACCGCUCCGGCCACCACAGAUGACGUCAUCGGGGGCGUCACCGAGGCGUCCAAGGUGACCGAUGAGGACAGCGACGAAGGGGUGGGAGGAGGCUCGGAGUGGCGCGCCGGUGCCAAGGACGCCGCCAAGAAACUCCGUCGAAAGAAGAAAUCGGACGGCGCCGACACCGAGACCGGCCUCAGGAGGCCGGCGCUGGACUCGGAGGGCGACUCGGACAUCAGUUCGGAGGGCAGCAGCGGCGCCAGCUCGCUGCCGCCCAGCCAGGCGAGCGGCGGCGCCGGACAGGGACGACACCGCAGCUCGGACAGCUCCGACGGCGACCACGAGCACGAGCACGACCACCACGACAGCGAGCAGCUGGCCGGCGUCAACCUGCGACAGCUGCGCUCGAGCUAUCUGACGAACGUGAGUGCGCCGAGGCCGACCCCACGGACGGCGCUGGGCCCCGCCACCGGCGUGUCCAUCAAAAACCUGAAGAACUCGUAUAACGCGCCGCCAACGCCAGCAAAACGCGGAUCGAAGGACAGCGGCGAUGGCCGACCGAGAGAGCUGUCCAAGAUCAACGUCAAUAUGGCUUCACUGAAGUCGGUGUAUUCCUCCCCGGACGGCCACCCAGCCGCGGCCGUACAGAAGCCGGCGGCGGCCGACCUGCCGUCAGGCCUGAGCCUGCCGUCCAUCCGGGCGGCCUACGUACAGCAGACGACGGCGGGAGCCGGGCCGGCGGCCGCCGAGACCAAGCACGCGCCGGCCGUCCGCACCGGAGUCAGCAUCGACAAACUGCGCUCGAGCUGGACCGACCUGGCUAGAACGGCAGAGACGCCUGGCGGCGAUCACUGGAACCAGCCCGACUCGCUCCGAACGGCGUGCAUGGGUGUUUCGGUCAGAGCCCUCAGGGCCAGCUACGGUGACCUGAGCCGUCUGUCGGACGGGUCGGGUCACGACCCCGAGCCGCGGCCGGUGGCCCCUCGGCCGGCCCCGCGAUCCCACAGUAUCCGAGACCUGAGUACCAGUACCACGGACCUAGCCGGCCUCCAGGCCUCGCCGGUGCCGCCCUCCUGGCUUCAGACGCCCGCCGAGGCGCGGCGCCACCGGCGCGCAGAGCAGGACCAUGACACGUCCCCGCCGAGCGCCCUGACCAAGAGCCGCUUCAAGUCGGAGGGUGACCUGCUGACGGCCUCGGCGGCCGGCCGGCGGUCGGCAGCCGCGCCCCCCGCCGACCGAACACUCAGAGACUCGGAGGUGUUCUCGAGAGUCUCCGUCAAGGCGCUGAGGGCCAGUUUCUGCGACCUCAGUCAGCUCCGGCCGUCCCCUCCCUCACCGGGGAGGGAGCCGAGACUCUCCCCGGCCAGGAGCGGAUCCGCGCUGAGGUCCAGUUUCGGCAGAGCAGAGUCGACCGACCACACCCGCAUCCACGUGCGAUCCUUCGACAACUCCGCCGUCAUCAGCCGCUUCAACAAGGAUGGCGGCGAAUCGUCCAGCUCGGAGUGCCGCGCGUGCGGACGGAAGGCGUACCAGAUGGAGAGCGUGCACGCCGAGGGCGCCGUCUGGCACAAAACCUGCUUCCGCUGCUACCAGUGCAACAAGCAACUGACUGUGGACACGUAUGCCAGUCACGACGGUCGGCUCUAUUGCGUGGUUCAUCAGCGGCAGCUGUUGAAGGCGCUGGCCGCUGCAGCUGCCGCCCCCGCCUCCGCCGCCACAGCCACCACAGCCGCUGCCGCGACCGUGGACGCCACAGACUCAGGGCCCCGAGCCGGCGGCGAGAUGGUCGGAGCCGACGACGAGCGCACCGACGGACCGGCCGGCGCCAACGAGAUCGUCAAAUCCUCGAACAAGGCCGACUACGGUCUGGACGAGCUGCAGCACCUGAACGUGAAGGACCGCUUCUCCGUGUUCGAGCGCGCCAACAGCGACGAGCUGGAGAAGACGCCCACCUCGGUCGAGGUCAAACGCUCCCAGAGCAUCCUGGACAAAAUGAAAAAGUUCGACCGGACGGCGGCGCGGGAGGCGGCCUCUCCGGAGGAGUCCGAAGACUCCGGGGACGAGGGACGAGACCGAGACACGGUGCGCUCCUCCACCAAGAAGGAGCGACCCAUCGGACUGGCCGGACUGGGCGACGUCAAGAGCCGCUUCGAGCGGGGCGGCGUCGCCAAUGACUCUGACCCAGACCCUGCUAAGGGCGAGGCAGCCAAGCUGCGCGGCAUGAUCUGCGGCGCGCGCGAGCACAAACUGGCCUAUGAGGAGGCGCUGCGUGGACGGGAGGCGGAGGCCGAGGCGGCGCGCCGGCCCAGGGACGACCCGAGCCUCGUCAUCCAGGUAGGUAACCUACGUGAGACGUACGAGCGGGCGGUGCAGGAGGCCGAGUCUCCGCGGCCCUCGUCCCGAGAGGAGGCCGUGGUGCGCGGUCGGGCGGCCGACAUGGCCUCACGCUUCGAGCGAGGACAGCUGGAGACCGAGAAUGGCGACGGAGCUACGAAUGGCGACGGAGCUACCCAGAACGGCGUCUCGACCUCCGAGGAGCUGAACGGCGCGGCCGAUACCAGCCCGACCUCCGAUACCGGCUCCGGAGAGGUGGCUCGGGUGGAGUCGCCCGAGCAGCCGGCCGCCCCCGCCCCCGCCCCGGCGGCCGACCCUGAGCUGCUGAACAGUGACACCACCAAGCGGAUGCUGAACAAGUUCAAACAGCUCGAGCAGAACGCCGGGCACGGCGACGAAGCAGCCGCGCACGGGGAGCUGAGUCCGCAGCGCGAGCGGCCGCAGGGCAACGCGCGCCAAAUGCUCUCCAAGUACCGGCAGAUGCAGGAGGCGGCGCAGCGGGAGGACCUGCCCGACGGCCCGCGGCCGCUCAAAUCGUUCACCCCGCCGCCGGAGGAACCGGUGCCGUCCUCAGAGGACCCCGAGGACGCCGGAGAGGACAUGGAGCCCGAGGAGGACCCCGACAUCGUCCGCGCCAGCUCCAAGGUGCCCGACGAGUUCCUGAACAAGAAAACCGACCAGGCUCGCAGCCUGCGGGAGAAGUUCGAGAGCUGGUCGCCGCCGGCCGAGCGCGGCUUCACGGUGGAGGAAGACUGCAAGCCCACUCCGGAGAUCACCAGGAACCUGCGCUCCAAGUUUGAGUCGCUCAAGGAGCAGCCGAAGCCGCAGCCACAGACGCAACACCGCACCAGCAAGUUCAUCCUGGAGCCGACCCAGGCGGCUGAGAUGUGCGGCGCCUGCAAUAAGCGUGUGUACGCCAUGGAGCGACUCGAGGUCGACAAACGAAUCCUGCACAAGAACUGCUUCCGGUGCUCCAAGUGCAACUGCGUGCUCAGAAUGGAUACCUACACUUUCAAUGCAGGGAAACUAUUUUGCACGCCGCACUUCAAGCAGAUGUUCAAGACCAAGGGCAACUACGACGAGGGUUUCGGUCUGGAGUCUCGUGCCAAGCACUGGAGCGGCGUGGCCAGUCACAACGAGCAGACCGGCGAGCGGACGGGCGCCGGCAGCGCCUCCCCGCGGCCGGCCGACGAACCAGCCGACACCAACGGCUCCUCCAGCCUGCCGGACACCAACGGAGCCCACAGCCCGGAGCGGGAGCCGAGUCCGCAGCCGGAGCGGGAGCCGAGUCCGCAGCCGGAGCGGGAGCCCAGUCCGGAGCCGCAGCAGCCGGAGCCGGCCGAGGAGGCUGAUGUGUUCCAGCAGGUUUACGAGUCGACAGUGGCCGACGGCCUGUGAUGAGGGAGCGACUGUAAGGGCGACUGUGAGCGCGAGUGGACUGUGUAUGUGUGUGAAUGUGUGACGUUUUACCGCUGGGCCGGGCGCUGGACCGGCCCGGUCCGACGGCUCGGACCGAACGCCGGCAGAGUUUUACCGAGAGAUGGAGAGUGGCCGAGUCAGUCCGGCGAGCGCCGAGUCAGAGUCACCGGCGGAGUCACGGCGCGGACUCCGCGCGAGUGAGACUGCUGAGAGACGGACCCAGAGUUGUACCACCGCAGACAGCGAGACUGUGAGACGGGCCGAUAACACGCAGCGCGAGCGACCGCUUCAGUUCCCGCUUCUUAGAUGAAUUUUAUCAGUCUCGCACUUCGUAUUUUGUUAUUUUAAAGUGCUUUGUAUACGAUGAUCGAGAGCCAUUUAAAUAUAAGUUAAAGUCUUA